Messenger RNA from Colletotrichum lupini, 3432 nucleotides. RefSeq lists its product as uncharacterized. The coding region runs from base 1 to 3432 and encodes 1143 amino acids. NCBI's taxonomy places the organism in Eukaryota, Fungi, Ascomycota, Sordariomycetes, Glomerellales, Glomerellaceae. The transcript is spliced from 4 exons. Gene Ontology annotation, biological process: protein phosphorylation. Gene Ontology annotation, molecular function: ATP binding; protein kinase activity. The record is from RefSeq and is a predicted model, not a curated record.
AUGCACGACCAACAACAACACCAAAGAAAGACAACCAAUCAUUACGACACCAAGAACACCUUCACCAUGUCGUUCUCCAAUAGCAGUGGCGGAACACUCACUGUUCCUAGCCCCACGCACGUCCACCAUGUAGACGUGCUCGCAUCCUCAGUCCGGAGCCUGCGAAGGUCUCUUUCCCGAUCACCUUCAAAGUUCAGCCUGGCGCGUACGAGUUCCCCCAGCUCAGAGAGCUCACACAGCGGUUCUCAUACGCCUGUGCAAGAACAAUCGCCCUGCCGACGAUACACUCCUACCCCUACGCCUCCUAGCAGCAGCCACAACAACAUCAACUUUGGGGAUUUCCAAAGCCAUACACCAGCGGGGCUCCCUCCUUCCAUGACCUCGACGACGCCCUUUAGCUCUCCGCCAACUCUUGCCACACCCUUUCGUCCCAGUGUUCGGCUCUCUCUACGCUCGGCAAAAUCAGCAAAGGCAACCGGCAGCCCCUCGAGGCCAGCGACUCGAUUAAGGACAUCGCCUAAAUCCCCCCUCAAACGCGCGCUCAACGCUACAACAGACUCGGGGGUAAAUUCCAUUCCUUCCUCAUCUUCAAGCUCGGAGGCCUCGGGCCAGGAAAAUAACCAGUCUUCUGCACAACAGAGCCCGCGUUCCCGAUCGUCCCUCCAAAAAUCAUCACGCCAUAGCCUUCAUCUCGACGUAUCCGGCCACGCUCAACAGUCGAACAUUUUCAAGCAUCUGGAAAGUCAGGGCGAUUCGCAAGGAGCACCGGGAUCGGGCGCUCUCAAGCGCAGCGACGCGAUCAUGAAUUUGGAUCAGGCGUCGCUGGGUAGCCCAGUCGCGAAGCGAAGAAGUUUACACGGUAUUUCAAGCUUUGGUCAAAACACAUCUGAUUUCACCAUCUUCGACAACACCAGCAACACGCCGAGCAAGACCAACUUUGACAUUCACGACGAGGCGAACCGUGAGCGAGAGUACGAGCUCUUUGGCUCGCCAAGCGUUCCUGCCCCCAGAGAGCCAAUCCCAUCGCCUACCCCGCCUCAAAUUCCGAGAAGAACUGGCUCUCUACGACGUUCAACGCUGCAGCAGAGACAGCACGAUCGGAGUUCGUGGGGACGUAAGUCUGGCGCGAGCCACUUGGCUCAGAUGAGCGGAGAUUUCUCGACUCCCAACGUCAAGAACCGACCCCGCCUAUCGAUGGAUCAAUUCCUCCCUCCUCAGCUUCCCCGGGACAGCCCCUUCAAUUCGAACGGGCCUUUGCCCAAUCCCUCUGCCCAUCCCGUUGAGCGGUCUUCACAUCAGCCUCAUCCGCUGUCAAAGACGUUGGUGACCUCGACGUCCGGCAACAGUCUCGAGGAGCAGAACAACAGCAUGCCUCCUCCUUACGUCUUUGAAAAGCCACGAGCUCCUCUCAACUUCGCCAAGUCGAUGCCUUACGGUUCAUCUCGACCACUCUUCAUGCAGGAGGAGAAUGAGACUGUCACACCUUUCAAGGCGGCUAAGCCAUGGGCGGGAGCUUUCAUGUCUACAGGCCUCGUUUCGAAGGUUAACCGCAACCCCGAGGAAGACAAUAAGCUCACGAUGCCUGAUACGCCUUGCAAGAAGCCAACCAACGGUUUCGCCACCUUCCCGCCUCCUCCUGGAAGCGCCAUCAAGAAGAACAACCGUUACUCUUUUGGCGGCAUGCCUUCAACUCCGUUCGUGGCCCCCGGUGCCCCGUCACGCAGCACCUUCGGUGGCAAUCCCGGAAAGGGUCUGGGCAUCUUCCAAAGGCUUGGAUCGCGCCAUGCACGCCGAGGAAGUGUCUUGAGUCUGGAUGAUGAUAAGAAAUUCUCCCUCGACACCAACUUCAACACUGGCCUCGGGGCUGACAUCGACGCCCCUCCCACUCCUACGAAACAUGGACUCACACCGAGCAAGGGGCUCACUCCCAGCUUGAGCAACUUGAGUGAGCAGAGCAUCGAAAGCCCCAGCGCCAAGAGGUCACUUCCACCUCCCAUGUCAGCUGUGCGGCCGAUGAUCUCCAGAGAAUCUACUGCUAGCCCUGUGGAACAGCGCUCUCCGAGGACUCCCUCGUCUCACGUUGUUCUUCCCGAUGCCAGCUGCCUGUCAAUCUCGAAUCCAGCCGAGUCAACGCGGAGCACUACUACCCCGGUUACUCCAUCCGGGCGAGAGUCCUUCCAAAGCACUUCGACACACCUCAUGACCCCCGUCAAUGCCGGUCGUGGUGGCGGCGAUGUCGAAGACUCACUCUAUUCGCGCUUUGACAAGGUCGAGAUGAUUGGCAAGGGAGAGUUCUCUUCCGUCUACCGCGUGGUCAAGAACGGAUACUCCCGCGCCUCGUUUCUCUCUGUCUUUAGUGGAACUCCGACGAAGAACCCUCGCGAGAGUCCCGAGCCCGAUCGUAUUUACGCCGUGAAGAAGGCACGCCGCCAAUUCACUGGACCCAAGGAUCGUCUGGCCAAGCUGAGGGAAGUGCACGCACUUCAGGCCCUGACACACGCAGACCACGUUAUCCACUACGUCGACAGCUGGGAAUACAACCAAUACCUUUACAUCCAAACCGAAUACUGCGACGAAGGUACCUUGGACAAGUUCUUGAGCAAUGUUGGUCGCAAAGGCCGACUGGAUGACUUCCGUAUUUGGAAGGUUAUCCACGACAUUGGCUUGGGUCUUCAAAGCAUUCACGAAGCUGGUUUUAUUCAUCUCGACCUGAAGCCGGCGAACAUUCUCAUCACAUUUGAGGGUAUCCUUAAAAUUGGUGACUUUGGCCUGGCUACCGAGUGGCCUGCUGCCAAGGGCGUCGACGCCGAGGGAGACAGAGAGUACAUUGGUCCUGAAAUCCUUCGCGGCGAUUUCAACAAGCCUGCGGAUAUUUUCUCACUCGGUCUCAUUCUAAUUGAGAUGGCUGCCAACGUCGUUCUCCCCGACAACGGCCCUACUUGGAUUGCUCUUCGCUCUGGUGACUUGUCCGAAGUUCCUAGCUUGACCUUCAGCGCCACCACUACGACUAGUUCAUACCGAGAUGCCGCUGGUGUUCCUACUAUGCAAUCGCUGGACGACCCACUUCUCGGUCAGACCAGUGCUCCGGAUAUCAGCCUGCAUUCGGGAAUCGCCCCAACUCGGGUGAACGUGGUCAUGGACGACGAAAGCAGCCCUUUCAUUACACGAAAGCGCACCGAGCUCAGAUCCCCUCCGGAUUUUAUGAGCGACCCUUUCCACCCCAGCUCACUCGAUCAAAUCGUCCGCUGGAUGGUCAGACCCGAGCCUGGCGAGCGACCCACCAUUCAACAAUUACUGACCACUACGGCGAUGUCGUGGGUCGCCGAACGUCGCAGAUCAGCUGCGACUGUCUUCGAAGGUGUCUGGGGACCUAGCGAGUCAAUCACCCUUCCCACCUUGGUGGACGAAGACACAGAAAUGAUGGACGUCUAG